AUGUCUCGCGUCUCCCUAAGCGACACCGCCGACAACCAGAGGCUGAAAAUUCAACAGAACACUUUCAAGAGAUGGAUCAACGACAAAUUAUCGUCGGUUCAGAAGUCUGUUAACAGUUUAGAAAAUGAUUUUUCUGAUGGUCUUCUUUUAAUUAGUCUGGUGGAAGUUCUCAGUGGAAAAAAGUUUAAUAAGUAUGUCACUUCGCCUAAGAUGAGAAUACACAAGCUUGAAAAUGUUACUACCGUGCUCACCUUCCUUCAAAAAGAAGAAAAGAUAAAACUUGUUAAUAUAGAUAGCGCGGCAAUCGUCGACAGCAAACUUCCAUUGAUUCUCGGACUGAUCUGGACCUUGAUACUACAUUACUCCUUUCAAACCGUGGUAUGGAGUGGAGAAAAAACGAAACCAACAAAAAGUGAUUCUCCAAAUAACCGACUGAUGAUUUGGAUUAAUGAAAGAUCCAAAGUGAAAAUAACAAACUUUACGACAGAUUGGAACAGUGGGAUUGCACUCGGGGCUCUCGUAGACGCUAUAUCACCAGGACUGCUGACGGAAUGGACAAUGUGGGUCAAAACCGAUGCACUUAAAAAUGCGACAAAAGCUUUGACGAUAGCUGAGAAAGAACUUAAUAUUGUCCAGCUCAUUAAAGCCGUAGAACUUACAAAUCCGAAUGUAGAUGAGAUGAGUGUGGUCACCUAUCUAUCACAGUUCCCAAAAGUGAAGUUGAAAGUAACUGCCAGUAGUUCAUCUACUUCAGUUGUUUCUUCUACUACGACAAGGUACGUGACUGGACGAGGAGUGCAAGCAAAAGGUUUGCGUGUCGGUGAUUUCGGAGUUUUGACUGUUCACAUCAAUGCCAGCCCUGGCAAGGAGUUGAAAACUCAUUUGAUCGUUGGAGGAGGUAAGCAGGAAGAUACGACUGUUCGUCAGAUCAACCCAACAACAUACGAAGUGACUUACGAAAUAAAAGUAGCCGGCAAAUAUAUUCUGACAAUCAUCUAUGGAAACGAGCAUGUGUUCGGAAGUCCGUUCAAUAUUGAGGUCGGCCCGAAGACUAGUUCAGACGUUGCAAUUUUUGGACCCGGUUUGGAAACAGGUGUAGCGGGAUGCACAUCUGCAUUUGUUAUUGAAAAUUUUGGAAAAAAAACUGAAAUACGUUAUACGGUCUGCGGCCCCGUUGAAUGCUGGAUAGGAGUCUACCAGGAACACGACGGAACUGCGAUGACGUCAUUCGAACCAGUUGCACCAGGCGAAUACACUAUUCACUUUACCACACUCGACUCAGAACAUCUUCCCAAUUCGCCAUUCGUGGUUAAUGUCAGACCAAAACCAGAACAUUUCGAACCAAAACAAGCUACAGUAUCUGGACCGGGAUUCAGAAAUAAUGUGUUCCUUGGAGAAGAACUGGAAUACUUGAUAGACACAAAAGCAGCUGGUAUGGGUAGCGUCAAAGUCGUUGUGUACGAUUACAAACAGAAGCCCAUCGACGUCUCAGUUACAGAUAACAAAAAUGGAACUACGAUAGCUAAGUUCAAAUGCAGUAAGAAAGAAAAACACAUUGCCAUUGUGACUUUUGGAGAUGUCGUCAUCCCUUCAUUCCCGUUCGAAAUAUACGUGCACGACCCAAACCAAGUGACUAUAAGUGGUCCAGCUAUUUCUGGUGAGUCGAAAGUUGGACAAGUUGCUGAGUUCACUGUUGAUGCAACUAAAACAGAUAGAGGGGAUUUUUCCAUGGUUGUGAUUGACGACAAGAAACGAGAAGUAUCCUACGACAUAAAGAGACUGCAGCCGAGAUCAUUCAAAGUGUCAUUCACUCCAAAAUCGGCUGGAAUCUAUCUGACUUACAUAUAUUUCGCCGACAACAAAAUGCCAAACUCCCCGUUGAAAAUUUUGGUGGCAUAA
Messenger RNA from Helobdella robusta, 1899 nucleotides. RefSeq lists its product as hypothetical. Gene Ontology annotation, biological process: actin cytoskeleton organization. Gene Ontology annotation, molecular function: actin filament binding. The transcript has 10 exons. Bases 1 to 1899 code for a protein of 632 amino acids. The record is from RefSeq and is a predicted model, not a curated record. NCBI's taxonomy places the organism in Eukaryota, Metazoa, Annelida, Clitellata, Rhynchobdellida, Glossiphoniidae.